AUGAAUAUCUACUAUCUAAACUCUAUCUAUGUAUCUAUCUAUGUUUCUCUCUUUCUCUAUCCAUCUAUCUCAGUUUGUUCAUAUCUAUCUGUCUAUCUAAGUCUGUUCAUUAUCUAUCUAUCUAUCUAUCUAUCUAUCUAUCUAUCUCAGCCUGUUCAAUCUAUUUCAGUCUGUUCAUAUCUAUGUAUCUCAGUCAAUUCAUAUCUAUCUCAUUCUGCUCAUAUCUAUCUAUCUAUCUAUCUAUCUCUCUUUCUCUCUGUCUUUAUCUAUCUCAUUCUUUUCAUAUCUAUUGAUCUAUGUUCCUCUCUUUCUCUAUCCAUCUAUCUAUAUCUCUCUCUUUAUCUAUCUAUCUCAGUCUGUUCAUAUCUAUCUAUCACAGCCGAUUCAAUCUAUCUCAGUCUAUUCAUAUCUAUGUAUCUUGGUCUGUUCAUAUCUAUCUAUAGCAUUUUGCUCAUAUCUAUCUAUGUCUCUUUCUUCCUUUCUGUCUUCAUCUAUCUAUCUCAAUAUGUUAAUAUCUAUCUAUCUAUGUCUCUCUAUUUCUCUGUCUUUAUCUAUCUCAUUUGUUUCAUAUCUAUCUCUCUAUGUCUCUCUCUCUCUUUAUCUAUCUUAUUCUUUUCAUAUUUAUGUGUCUCUCUUUCUCUUUGUGUUUAUCUAUCUAUCUAUCUAUCUAAUUUUUUCCAUAUCUGUCUCUCUUUCUCUCUGUCUUUAUCUAUCUAUCUAUUUAUAUAUCUAUCUGAUUCUUUCCAUAUCUAUCUAUGUGUUUCUCUUUCUCUCUGUCUUUAUUUAUCCAUCUAUCUAUCUAUCUAUCCUCAGACAAACAACCUUCUUAUAUGUCUGAUGAUCACAAAAGCAUGA
Molecule: messenger RNA, 855 nt
Organism: Acanthosepion pharaonis
Lineage: Eukaryota; Metazoa; Mollusca; Cephalopoda; Sepiida; Sepiidae
Source: the annotation of a GenBank genome assembly